This is a messenger RNA of Nerophis lumbriciformis (worm pipefish), 4467 nucleotides long. The record is from RefSeq and is a predicted model, not a curated record. NCBI's taxonomy places the organism in Eukaryota, Metazoa, Chordata, Actinopteri, Syngnathiformes, Syngnathidae.
AUGCGACUCAGUCAGAGGCCGGCGCCCUCUGCUGGCUGCACGGAGGAACUGCAGCACAAAUGCAUAACCUUCUGGAUACAUCAACAUGUGGAAAAAGUCCAAGGCGAGCGAUCAGACAGCCAUCGGGCAGACGGCCAAUGGGAGAGCUCCGUGUUGAACACUUUCUUCUGUGGGAAAACAACCUUGAAGAGCAACCGCAAGCCUUCUUUCAUCUCGACUCCUGCCCCGUUUCUUCAUGACGUGUGCAAAUGUUCCUCACUAGGCAUCAGGAAGAAGUCCAAAGUGCCAGGUGUCAUGAUCACACAGUUUCUGGAGGAACUUCCAGAGGGAUCAACAACACCCGACUUUUCCCGCAAGCCCAUCGCCAUCACUAUUCAAGAAGGAAAAUGUGCCAUCUUUCGAGCCAUUGUGGUGGGCAAUCCAAUGCCCACUGUAACUUGGACCAGGGCAAACGGGGAAAUGGUUUUCAACCCGGCAACCUGCAAGCAAAAUUACAACGAAUCGUCACAUGAGCACACCCUGGAGUUUCCCAAGGUGGCCCCUGAGGAUGCCGACACCUACAAGUGCUUUGCAACAAACGACUACGGCCGCGCGAUCUGCACCGUCCUGCUCAACGUCAUCGAAGUUGGAUUCUCCAAGACCAAGGAACUGCAGAAGACAUACGGGGACGUCCCAGACUUUUUAAAGAAGAAACUUAGAAAACGUCCUACUGAGGAGGCACAGGAGAACAAGACAAUGACCCCAGAGGAGAAAGUCUGGGAGAUCCUCCUCAAGGCAGACAAGAAGGACUACGAGCGCAUAUGUGUGGAAUAUGGCAUCACCAACUUCCGCGGCAUGCUGAAGAAACUGAAAGCCAUGAAGAAGGAGGAUAAUGUCGAGGUGGCACAAUUCUUCACACCCAGCAAUGAUCUGAAGCACCUUGACUCAGACGACUUAUCCUUGGACUUGGAGCUGGAACUCAGGGAGAGUAAAGUGUUCCUCUACAAGGACGGAUCCAUGGUCUCCUUUGCAAAAGACGAUUGUGAUGAACUGACACACUCGCUGAAGCAAGUGGCCAAGAAGAAAAUGUUCUCAAUGUCGAGUCAAGACGCUGACGUGGAGGGCAUCGGCUUGUUCGCGACAGACUUUAAAGCACCUGAAGUGGACUUUGUAGUUAAAAUCCAGGAGAUCAAGGCAGAAGAGCGCCAGGAUGCCCUCUUUACUUGUGUUCUAAGCGCACCUCUGCAAGAGAUCAGGUGGUUUGGUAAAAACGCUCCGUUGACAAACGGUGAAAAGUUUGAUAUCAGCGUUUCCGAAGACAAGCUCAUCCACAAGUUGAUCGUGCGCGACUGCUUGCCUCUGGACGCCGGGAUCUACGCCGCCGUGGCCGGGAUCAAGUCAUGCAACGCCUGGCUGGUGGUUGAAGACCUGCUGAGAAUAGCCAGAGAGCAGCAGGAGAGGUAUGAGAAGGAACUGGAGGAGAAGCUGGAGACGGCCAAGAAGAACCAAGCGGAGCGGGACGCAGCGGAGGAAGCUGCCCGGCUGGAGGCACAGGCGGCCAGAGACGCCAAGGCUGAACAGAAAAAGGCCGAAUCCAAGAGGAGGAAGUCCAGUGCGGGUGCAAGGAAGGCUUCUGUUGCGGCAGCUGUGGAAGAUCUGAAAGAAGACAACCAAGAAGUUGGGGAAAGUUCCUUAUUUAUGGAAUGUGUCGAGGUAGAGGUGAAGGAAACUGAGACAGUUGAAGGACGAGGUCAUGCUGAGGAACCCGCAGAGCGCACAGACUAUGGAAAUAAAGACAAACAUCUCAAAGUGAAAGUGAAAGAAGCUGCUGUUGGACGUGAUGUCAGGGAGGAAAGGUGUGGAAAGUCUGGGCCGACUAAAAACGCUCCAAGUGAGAAAAUUGUGUCCAGCAAAGAUAAAGAAGAUGAGGAAGAAAUGUCUGACGGCCAUGAUGAUGAUGAUGAUGGUGAUGAUGAUGGUGAUGACGGUGCACCAUCAGGGGGUGAGGCCGUGUCGGAAAGUGACGAGGACGUGGAGGAGGAGCCAGCGGUGGAGAGGCGUGUCAGAGUCAGGCAGGGGCCUUUGAUCCAGGAGACCCUUAUUGACCCAGGUGUCCACUUCCUCAUCGGGCUCUCCGACUGCAAGGCCAUCAUCGGGGAAGAGGCCGAGCUGACGUGCAAACUCAGCAGCGAGGACUGUGAGGGCGUCUGGUACAAAGACGGCGAAGAGAUGGCGUGUUCAGAGAGUGUGACUUUCACCAAAGACGGAAGUUUCCAUAAGCUGACGAUCCACAAAGUCACGGAUGAUGACGCCGGGAAGUACAAGUUUGAAGCAGAUGGACGCAAAACUGAGGCCUUGAUUGUCGUGGAAGAUGCACCAAGAUUUGACCCAGAGGAGCUAAAAACCUUUAUCGAGUCGGUAAGAGUGAAGAAGGGGCACAAAGCCAUCUUCAAAUUACCCUUCCUGGGCCGGGAGCCUAUCAAAGUUCAAUGGUACCUGGAGGGGGAAGAGCUUUCAGAUGAAGCCAACAUCAAGAUCGAGACCUCGGAUGGUUGCACCCGCCUGCUGCUCAUCAAGCUGCAGCGCAAAGACAGCGGCGAAGUCAAGCUAAAGCUAAAAAAUGAGUUUGGCACCGUUGAGGCCUUCAGUGAACUAACGGUUCUGGAUAAACCCACUCCUCCGAUGGGACCUCUGGAGAUCGUUGAAGCCUCCUCCUCCGCCAUCGAGAUCAAGUGGAGACCCCCAAAAGAUAGCGGCGGCUGCAAGAUUGGGAACUACAUCAUGGAACGGCAACAAGUGGGCCGCAACACCUGGAAGAAGGUCGGGCCCAUCGGUCCGGAAGCCAAAUACAGGGACCUCGACAUAGACCACGGCCGCAGGUACUGCUACCGCAUCAGAGUGGAGACCGAAAUGGGCACCAGUGAGCUGAUGGAAACAGAGGAUAUUCAAGCUGGAACAAAAGCAUACCCUGGACCGCCAUCACCACCAAAGGUUGUCAGCGCCUUCAAGGACUGUAUCAACUUGUCCUGGUCGCCUCCUGCCAACACCGGAGGAACUAGUAUCCUCGGAUACAACCUUGAGAAACGCAAGCAGGGCAGCAAUCUGUGGGGUCAGGUCAACCCGCCAGAGGAGAUGAUCAAAGGUAAAGCAUUUGCUGUGAAAGAUGUGGUUGAAGGAAUGGAAUACGAGUUCCGUUUGUCGGCGAUCAACAACUCCGGAGCAGGUGAAUUCAGUACACCUUCGGACUUUGUGUUCGCCAGAGACCCCAAAAAGCCUCCUGGAAAGGUUCUCGAUUUGAAAGUGACAGAUUCUGACUACACAACUUUAUCACUGUCUUGGACCAAGCCCAAGGACAUUGAGGGGGUCCAGGACGACGCCAAGGGAUACUUUGUGGAGAUCCGUCCCGCGGAGAACACAGACUGGAAUCGCUGCAGUUCUACCGUGUUGACCACCAAUUACUACACGGUGAAAGGCAUGAAGUCCAUGGCCAUGUACUGGGUGAGAGUCAUCGCUGUAAACGACGGAGGGGAGGGAGAGCCAAAAGAACUGGACAACUACGUUCUUGCUAUGCCUCCUCCUGUGAGACCACGCUUCACAGAUGCCAAGAUCAAGAGCUUCAUGGUGGUCAGAGCAGGAAACUCAGCCCGAUUUACAAUGAACUUUGAGGCCUCUCCAUGGCCUGAGGUCACUUGGUUAAAGGACGGUGUGCCGGUCACUAAAAGGGUGACAAUAAGUAACGCGGAAGGCAUGUCGCAGCUUCUGAUUCCUUCUGCCGAGCGCUCCGACUCUGGAAUCUACACCGUGAUUGUCAAGAACAUCGUCGGCCAGGAAUCCUUUAGUAUUGAAAUUAGAGUCACGGACGAGCCAAAACCACCAGGUCCAGUGGAGAUUGAAGAAAACGUGUUGGGCACAGUGACCGUUUCAUGGACGGCGUCUCAAGACGAGAAACGAGAUGAUAGGCUGCACUACAUGGUGACUAAGCGGGACUCCAGCAAACGGACUUGGCACACCGUGGCAGAUCACAUCUUCAACAACAAAUUCACAGCCUGCAACAUAAUGCCGGGAAGAGAGUACCAGUUCCGAGUCUAUGCUAAGAAUGACAUGGGCUGCUCCAAACCCUCCGAAUCACCAAAGUGGCUGAUCCCCACCAAAAAAGAGAGGUUCACUGUGAACAUCGCGGAAUCCAAGGCCUGCAACCUGGAAUGUCCCCCAAAGUUCCUGGUCCCGCUGAAAAUGCACUCCGCCCCGCAAGGCUACGAGUGCUACAUGAGCUGCGCUCUGAAGGGCGACCCCACGCCUCACGUCACCUGGCUGCGCGACAACAUCAGUCUGAACACCAACACUAACUACUACAUCUCCAACACCUGCGGGGUCUGCUCUCUGCUCAUACUGAGGGUCGGGCCCAAAGACACCGGAGAGUACAAGGUGGUCGCGGAGAAUCCCAUCGGGAGAGCCGAGUGCGCCACCAAGCUGACAGUGAAGGAGUGA